AUGUACAUUCUUCCAAAUAACUUUUGGAACAUAAAUCACAUAAAUUAUGAACAAUUCCUUUUUCCCGUCACAGGCAACCGCACUGCAGAAAACCCAGCCCUCGACUGGCCAAACCGCCUAAAGAUCAUCAGAGGCAUCGCCAGAGGCCUGAACUAUCUCUACGAAGAGUUCUCGACGCUGGCCGCCCCCCACGGCCACCUCAAGUCCUCCAACGUCCUCCUCGACGACAGCUACGAGCCCCUCCUCUCCGACUACGCCCUCCUCCCUGUAACCACCAACAGCUUUGCUUCCCAAGUCUUGAUCGCUUACAAGUCCCCUGAGUAUAAACAGCACGGGAGGAUAUCGAACAAGAGUGAUGUGUGGAGCCUCGGGGUACUCAUUCUCGAAAUCCUCACAGGUAAAUAUCCUGGCAAUUACUCGAGACAAGCUCGAGGGGGGUCUGACUUGGCAAACUGGGUGAACUCGGUAGUAAGAGAGGAGUGGACAGGAGAAGUGUUCGAUGGAGAAAUGAGGAGGUCCAGAAACGGCGAGGGAGAAAUGCUGAAGCUGUUACAAAUCGGAUUAGGAUGCUGCGAGGCCGACGUGAACAAGAGAUGGGAGCUCAGGUAUGCCCUCGAGAAGAUCGAGGAGCUCAAGGAGAGGGAUGCGGAGGAGGACUACUCGUCGGUCGUGAGCGAGGGGGAGGGGUAUUCAUCGAGAGGAGGGAUGACCGAGGAUGAGUUCUCUUUCUCGACGGUCAAUAAUGCUUGAUGAAAUUGAAUUGAUCGUGGUUAAUAAGGUUGUGAUUGCAUAUGUUAAAUUGGUCUGUUGGUUUCUGUAGAGAUUUUGAGAUUAGUUUUGAAAUUUUGCAUGAUGUCUACUGUAG
Molecule: messenger RNA, 865 nt
Organism: Asparagus officinalis (garden asparagus)
Lineage: Eukaryota; Viridiplantae; Streptophyta; Magnoliopsida; Asparagales; Asparagaceae
Product: probable LRR receptor-like serine/threonine-protein kinase At4g31250
Exons: 2
Coding region: 1-750 (249 amino acids)
Biological process (GO): protein phosphorylation
Molecular function (GO): ATP binding; protein kinase activity
Source: RefSeq, a predicted model, not a curated record